AUGGGAGUGUUUCUUACUCUACUCAUCGUUUUACUCGUCACAGCUCUCAUACUUUAUUAUCUCCGUCCUAAACCAUACGACCCGAAACUCAAUGGAUGUUACAUCGGAGAAGCCAAGCCCGGUGAGACUCGCGUGCUCCGUGGAUGUUUUGGAGUGGAGAAGUUAGUUGAUUACAAUGUCCAGCACAACGAAACCAUAGCGGAUGUUGUUGACAAUAUGACCAAGAAGCCCACAAACAAGCUUAUUGGGUACCGCAAGUUGAUUAAAGAAGUCCCGUAUAAGACUUAUAAUACCACCGUUAACGGCAAAGAAGUCAAAAAAACACUUUAUAAGUAUCAAAUGUCGGAUUACAUCUAUUUCUCUUCUGAGGAGUUUCAGAGUUUAGUCAACGCCGUGUCGACUGCGAUAGCGAACGAAGGCUUUGUGAAGGGGGAUAAAAUAGCGCUGUUCUGUGAGACUCGAUAUGAAUGGAUGGCUUUCUUGUUAGCUGCGUGUCGACAAGGGAUAGUCAUAGUGACCGUUUACUCGACUUUGUCGGACGACUCAGUCACCAUUUCAUUACAAGAGACUGAAGUGAAGGGUCUAGUGGUCUCUGCCGAAACCAUUAAACGAAUUGGAGAUGUUAAACUGGACAAAACAGUUACAGUCAUUUCUGUGGAUGACUUCGAACAGAAGCCGACGAAUGUGGAGAACAAGAUGGUGUUCUUCUCUGAAUUGAGAAAGACAGAAGCUCAGAAGACAUUCACUCCAGUGAGUCCAACGGACUUGGCUAUCAUUAUGUAUACCUCUGGGACAUCUAAAGAACCCAAGGGGAUAUUAGUCCAACAGAAACAAAUAUUAAUGUUGGGCUAUGGAUAUCAUAACAACAUCUUCUUCGAUCAAGACGUGUUAAUAGCGUAUUUACCCCUUGCCCAUAUAUUCGAAUUGUGCAUUGAAUUUGCUGUGAUGAUGCACUCGGGGACUGUUGGAUACGCGUCGCCAAGGACUUUGAUAGGAAGCGGCGUAGUUGACUGUCAGUCGGAUUUGUGUGCGCUCGAACCAACUAUUUUACUCGGCGUGCCAACGGUCUUUAAUAGAGUGCAAAAGGCCAUAUUGGAUACGGUGAUGCAUUCACCAGUCCUCAAGAAGAGUAUCUUCUUCUUCAGUUUUGGGUUAAAGGAGAAGUUGUACAUCAAUUACAAUUACUUGAGCCCUUACCUCUUCUGGCCGAUCAUCAAGGUGCUUGAUCUAGUGGUCUUCCAAAACUUGAAACACUCUUUGUUUGGGAAACGACUGACAAGCAUUGUUAUUGGCGGUUCUGCCCUUCCCGUCACAUUACAAAGAUUUUUAAAGACCGUUUUGCCAAACACUGAUGUGAUGCAAGGGUUUGGUAUGACGGAAGUGUGCGGAGCAGUGAGUGUGAUGCCGCAUGGUGAUGCGACCACUUCGACUAUUGGUGUGUUGUUUCCGAUGUACGAAGCGAAGUUACGCGAUGUCCCUGAGUUGAAUUAUUUCACAAAUACAGUGCCACCAAAGGGAGAGUUAAUGAUCCGAGGGCUUCCCGUCUCUAAAGGGUAUUAUAAGAGGCCGGAAGAGGACAAAGAGAGUUUUACACAAGACGGGUGGUUGUGCACUGGAGACAUUGCACUUAUCACCGACACCAAUCACAUAUGUAUUAUCGAUAGAAAGAAAAACAUAGUCAAACAACCGAGUGGCGAGUACGUCUCAUUGGAGUUCAUCGAGUCGAAAUACGUUGUCCAUCCAAUAGUUGAUACCAUCUGUGUCUUUGCUGACAAUUUCCACGACUUUGUUGUAGCGCUUGUAGUGUUAAAUAAAAAGGAGACGGAGGAAGUUACACAGAAGACAAUAGACGCAGUGAUCCAAGACAGAAGUGAGUGCGACAAAAUCAAACACCUGAUUGAAAAGGACGUGAGUAAGUGUGGACUCAAUGAGAGACAAAAGGUGAAGCACUUUAAGUUCAUAGAUGAUGAGUGGACGCCAGAGAAUGGGAUGUUAACUGCUGCGUUAAAAAUGAAGAGGAGUGCGAUAGAAAAGAGGUACAAAACGGAGAUAGACACUAUGUUUAAUCUUAAUUAA
Molecule: messenger RNA, 2076 nt
Organism: Entamoeba invadens IP1
Lineage: Eukaryota; Evosea; Mastigamoebida; Endamoebidae
Product: long-chain-fatty-acid--CoA ligase, putative
Exons: 1
Coding region: 1-2076 (691 amino acids)
Biological process (GO): long-chain fatty acid metabolic process; long-chain fatty-acyl-CoA metabolic process
Cellular component (GO): endoplasmic reticulum; lipid droplet; plasma membrane
Molecular function (GO): long-chain fatty acid-CoA ligase activity
Source: RefSeq, a predicted model, not a curated record